AUGACUGAUCAAUGCGACGUAAGCAACAGUUUGCAACAACAACAACCUCAACCUCAAUACAUUCAACCUCAACCUAAACCAAGUGCUGCACCAUCGUACGCUGUACCUCAAAGAAAGAACUUCUACUUUAUCAACAAUGCCUCACCUGCUCCAGUUUCGGAAGAACCAAAAGAAGAUUACUACCAGCCUAAGUCUCAGCCUCAACAGCAAUAUUACCAACCUCAACAGCAGUAUUAUCAACCUCAACAACAACAAUAUCAAGAGCCAGAGCCCCAAUAUUACCAACAGAGGGCAUCACAACAGUAUUACCAACCAAGACAACCAGUUGUUGUAGAUAUGAAUCAGUUCCGUGGACAUCCAGCAUCAAAUUUCGAUUUGAAUACUGGAUCUUAUAGCGUCAACUAUUCUGGUUAA
This is a messenger RNA of Ctenocephalides felis (cat flea), 414 nucleotides long. RefSeq names its product cysteine-rich and transmembrane domain-containing protein YDL012C-like. The transcript has 2 exons. Lineage: Eukaryota; Metazoa; Arthropoda; Insecta; Siphonaptera; Pulicidae. The record is from RefSeq and is a predicted model, not a curated record. The coding region runs from base 1 to 414 and encodes 137 amino acids.